GUUGUGUCUGCCCGGCGACGAAGUGCCAUUGCAGCCUGGUGCGCUUCCAGGUCUCGGCGUAGCGCUGGAUACAGACAGUGGCCGAGCCUUUGCAACAACAGCUGGAGUGCUGAGGACCUUGGACGAUGAAGUGCGCGUGGAGAACCUCCGCAAAAGGUACAUUCCGCGAAAGGGCGACUACAUUGUCGGUAUCAUAAUGUCACGGAAUGCUGACUUCUACAAGGUGGAUAUUCGUGCGCCCUCACCGGCUUUCCUUCCGACGCUCGCGUGGAAUGGCGCCACAAAGAGAAAUCGCCCGAUCCUAGAGAUUGGCAUGUUGGUGUAUGCCAGGGUGGAGGCUGCGCAUCCGGACCUGGACACAGAGUUGUCGUGCGUAGAUCCGGAUACCAAGAAGUCUUGGAAUACCGGUGAGGUGCUUCUGGGCGAGCUGAAAGGUGGCCUCAGCUUUGAGGUGGCUCUGACGGCUGCUCAGCGCCUCUUAGCCAUCGACUGCUUCAUUUUGGACCGUCUGGGCAAGGACUUCUCCUAUGAGCUCUGCGUGGGCCAGAACGGAAGAGUCUGGUUGGUAGCCCCCACGGCCAGAGAGACCGUCCUCUUGCUGCAGGCCAUCAAAAGAAGCUUCGGCAUGACGAAUGUCCAGAUAGAGGCUCGCUUUCAGGGCUUUAGGGCUUGGGGCUUUGAGGUGUAG
This is a messenger RNA of Symbiodinium pilosum, 688 nucleotides long. The record is from the annotation of a GenBank genome assembly. Lineage: Eukaryota; Dinophyceae; Suessiales; Symbiodiniaceae.